This is a messenger RNA of Trichoderma aggressivum f. europaeum, 3018 nucleotides long. RefSeq lists its product as uncharacterized. The record is from RefSeq and is a predicted model, not a curated record. NCBI's taxonomy places the organism in Eukaryota, Fungi, Ascomycota, Sordariomycetes, Hypocreales, Hypocreaceae. The transcript is spliced from 2 exons. The coding region runs from base 1 to 3018 and encodes 1005 amino acids.
AUGUCCAACCACAAGACUCGACCCGCUCGCUCAAACAGCUUGCAGCGCAUGCUCGAGCUCGAGCGACGCUACAUGCUUGAGCGUCUUCAGACCUCGCAACCAAAUGCGCUGUCCAUCAAUUCAGCUUCCAUAGCUGCCGUUGUCUCCAGACCACCACCUUCGGCAUCGAAUCGCCCUGCAGUUCAGGUUCACCGUAUUGAGGCGGCUCCUCAAAAAGAUGCUCCAAUGGGCGCCAACAUCGCCAAAGAGAGAUCGCCGGUUGCUCAAAUAGUUCCACUGACCAUCAACGUCAGUUCUCCCAAACUCAAAUUGGAUUUUGCGCCCGAGAUAGACAACAACGCGCAAAGAGCCGCUGUGGUAGUGCAUAACCACUCUCCACCUGUGGACAAGCCCGCCCUCAAAGCUGUUUCUUUCGAUGUUCCGUUAAGCGAUGAAGAUGAACGGAGGUCCAUUUGCCAGUCACCAAGCUGGGAAGCAUAUGGUCGUCGCAAGAAGAGUGAUAAAAAGGAUAACAAGAAAGAGCUGAAGAAGGAACAACUGAAGAAGGAAGAGGAGAGAAAGGAGCAAGAGCGCAAAGAACAGCUGAAAAAGGAGCAGCUGAAAAAAGAGCAGCUCAAGAAAGAGCAGCUUAAAAAGGAACAGGCGGAGAAAGAACAGCGAAAAAAAGAGCAGCAGAAAAAGGAGCAGGAGAAGGCAUCGAAGCGGGAAAAGGAGGAAUCCGCGCUCAGGAAUGCUUUAAUUAAGAAGAAGCGCUUGAGCAAGCAACCUCCCCCUUCUUCGUCGUAUGCCUUGGAGCAGGCGAAUCGCUCAUCAGCGGCACAGGCAGCUGCCAGAGAUAAGCAGAGACCUUCGAGUGCGCUAGAGUUUACCAAAGAUGACGCGCCAGUCCGCCCUCAUCACAGGCGAUCCGGCUCUUUCACCUCGUAUAUCAUGUCGCCGUUCGAGUCUCGCCGGGCUUCCGCUGACACUGCUCGCGCUGACACUGCUCGCCCCAACGAGACGGGCUUCAUCGGUGGCAUCAAGUUGGAGAUUCAACGACAUGCGGCCAGCCAAAAGACCGCUGAGCCACCUGAGAACAUGGACGAGUCUCAAAUCCAUCCGGCACUGCGAACCAAUAACGCUCACAAUCAGAAGUGGUCUGCACCUCCAGCGCGGCCAGUCCCCGAGUCCCAGCGCCGAGUUUAUCCUCCCAUCACUCGACACCCGGCUGCAGCGGCCAAGACAAGAUCUCUUAUUUCGUCUGCAGAGAUGGAGGCUCAGGAGACCGGGACAAUGGAGAGCAAAUGGAGAGCCUUUGUGGGUCUGAAAUCAAAGGACUCGGCUGAACCAUCAAAGACGACUGCCCAGCAAGACAAGUCAAAGAAGCCUGUAAUAACUAACGAGGCAACCAAAUCCGCAUCCGCAUUGCCACCACCCCAAACCAGUGCAAACGCAGGAUUAAAUGCCGAUACACGUCCUCAAACGGCCGGUCAAAACGCCCUUCAACCAGCCUCACCUACCGGCAACGAGAACCAAAAUACAAAGCCCAAACUCAGCGUAUCUACAAGCGAUCUCCUUCCAAGCGGCGCUGUUACUGUGCAGCAGCCAGCGAAAGAGAAGCUAAGCCAAACCAAUCUUGCUCGGAUUUCACGCGAAGGCAACGGGGCUGUCAAGAGUGGCAAUGCUCAAGAUGCAACCCUCGCGACGACAUCUUUGCCUCCUGCACCGCCCCGUCGAAGCUCAAAGCGGAACUCCAUGGUGAGUUUAGAUGGCUCAGUGUCAUCCGUGUCAUCUCCACGCACGCCAAGACCUGGUAGCUCUGAGUCUGCCAACAGCAAUCAUGGUCUGCCUGGCAGGCCCAAGCAGGUCGCAAACAAUGCGUCUGGAAACACUGAGCUGAAGAGCGGCGGGGCAUCUCUCCAAACUACUCCACGAGAGGCUGGUCGCAUCGCCAAGGGUCAAAAGCCAGACCCGAUAGAGAUUCCGACGUGGGAGGAUAUUCAAUCCUCCGUCAUGAAGGUCAUCGACACCAAGGUAUCGCUAUCUCCAAUCCGUAAAUCUCACGGAUCCCUUCGGGAUGAUAGUGAUUUUACUGUUCGCCGUCUUACGGACGACUCAGUUCCAACGACAUCGACUGAUGAUGAUUCGUCUGACGAUUUCCAUUCGCCAUCAAUGCCUGGUACGCCUGACACCUCCCGACCUCAAUCUGAAAAGGGUCUCCCCCCCAUGACGCAAGAUGUUGAGAGUAAACGAGUAGCGACACCUCGCGCCAGGAACGGUUCCACGAGUCCGGUCAGACAGCCGCUUCUCCUCCAGAUUGGGGGUGGUGGCUUCUCAAGCCCACCCAAGAACACACGGCCCGUGGGAAAUACCAGCACAUCGAGUGUCGUCAUUUCCACCAAAACCAUUGCCGCGGCUACAGGACAGACUGCUCACCGCCGGUCUCAGUCGGACGUGGAUGCGAUAACUGGAACUGAUUUUCUGCCGAAAUUGAAGCACCAGCCCCUGAAGGCCGUGGAACAUGUGUCAGUGCCAAGGCAACACUUCCCUUCGACUGCGCUGCUCUCUGGAGAGGAAAAGGUAAAUGGCAAACUUCAACUAGUUGCUUCCCCGUGGCCUGCUUCCUAUCUGGAGGAAGCUCGCAAAGCUGCUCCCCUCGCUCCGCCUCCUCAGGUGCUAGGAUCGCCACGUCUUGGUCCCAAGGUCACGCCGCCAUCUUCGAUCCGGAGCCAGCCAUCCCCCACUACUGACCUUGCGCCGACCAAGGCGCCGCGACACACAACUGGCUCACCCGUCGGCGGCGAGCCGAUUGCCAAAAUGUUUGUGGAGUGUUGUGGAUGCAAAUAUUACCACGACAUGCCCAGCAACAUCUAUGAAGCCAUGGCCAACCCAGAGGCUGUUAUUCGACCAAGGGGAAACGUCGGAUUCACUGGCGCAUUAUCCAUGACGGUGAAGUGCCCGUGGUGCUUCCACGAGAUGAGCACCAAGUGCUGCGCUGGCUAUGCCGCCAUGGUAUAUGUGAAGGAGAGGCUGCAUUAG